Selaginella moellendorffii is the source of this 1742-nucleotide messenger RNA. Its product is annotated as ubiquitin carboxyl-terminal hydrolase 6. NCBI's taxonomy places the organism in Eukaryota, Viridiplantae, Streptophyta, Lycopodiopsida, Selaginellales, Selaginellaceae. The transcript is spliced from 16 exons. Gene Ontology annotation, biological process: regulation of proteasomal protein catabolic process; proteasome-mediated ubiquitin-dependent protein catabolic process; protein deubiquitination. The record is from RefSeq and is a predicted model, not a curated record. Gene Ontology annotation, molecular function: proteasome binding; cysteine-type deubiquitinase activity; protein binding. Bases 1 to 1677 code for a protein of 558 amino acids.
AUGGAGGAAUCCAUUGCGAGCGUAGGCAGAGAUGAGGAGGUUCCAAGAGAAGGUGUUGGGCAGCCGGAGACUGUCGAAAACAUUGCGGGAACACUCGGGAUGCCCGCAUUUGCCAUAUGUUUCGAUGAGGAGAUUUCCCAGAUAGAGGCUCCCGCUCGAUUCCUUUGCUCGCUCCCAUUGCCUGUGGAGCUGCCUGGCCUGAUCCAAAUCUCGACACGAUCUAAUCGCAGAGUUACCGUCAGUGUCAAGUGGCAGAAGGAGCUGUUCCCCUCUGUGGAGAUCGACACGGAGCAACCGCCCUACGUUUUCAAAUGCCAGCUCUUCGAUCUCACCGGAGUUCCUCCAGACAGGCAGAAGAUCAUGGUCAAGGGCGGCCUGCUCAAGGACGAUGGAGAUUGGAGCAAGCUUGCUGUGAAGGAGGGACAGCGAUUGAUGAUGAUGGGAACUGCCGAAGAAGCUCCCAAAGCUCCGGAAAAGAGCACACUGUUUGUGGAAGAUUUGCCCGAGAACGAGCAAGGAGUGAUCGAACAGGGAUUCACAGCAGGAUUGAUGAACCUGGGCAAUACGUGCUACAUGAACUCAACCAUUCAGUGCCUCCAUUCCGUUCCGGAGCUAAGAUCCGCUCUGAAAAGCUACUCCGCGGGAGCGGGGACUGACAUGGACCCGUCAUCACACACUCUAACGCUUGCGGCGCGUGACCUCUUUGGCGAGCUUGACAGCAGCCACAGGGCCGUGGCUCCUCUCCGCUUCUGGACGCUGUUGCGAAGCAAGUUUCCACAGUUCGCUCAACAAGCCAACAAUGGAGCUUACAUGCAGCAGGAUGCGGAAGAAUGCUGGACGCAACUCGUGUAUACACUUUCUCAGCGUUUGCGGCCAUCUUCUGGAGAGACCAGGGAGGCGACACUAAAGAAUCUGUUUGGUGUAGACAUCUCAAGCAGAAUCAAGUGCGCUGAAACUGAAGAGGAGACCGAAGAAGCUGAAACUGUCUACUCUUUAAAGUGCCACAUUUCACAGGACGUCAAUCAUCUUAACGAAGGCUUGAAACAGGGGCUAAAAUCCGAGCUCGAGAAAACGUCGCCUUCUUUGGGUAGAUCUGCAGUUCACAGCAAGGAAUCCGUUAUCACGCGUCUUCCUCAAUACUUGACUGUGCAGUUUGUUCGUUUCUUCUGGAAACGGGAAACGAAACAGAAAGCAAAGAUCUUGAGGAAAGUCGAUUAUCCAUUAGUUUUGGAUGUCAUGGGUUUUUGCUCGGAGGAAUUAAAAAAUGAACUGAAGGCACCACGCGAGCUUUUGAGAGAACAAGAGGACAGAGAAGCUGGACUUAAAGGUAAGAGAAAGAUUGAAGAUGGACCAGCGCCUUCGUCUAUGGAUUGGUCUACCACUGAGCAAGGGAGUCCAACAGGUGAGAAGGGGGUGAAAAUCAAAGGAAUUGCUCACAAGAAUUAUUUACUGUCAGGCAUAUACGACUUGGUGGCUGUUUUGACGCACAAGGGACGGAGUGCCGACUCGGGGCACUAUGUGGCUUGGGUCAAACAAGAAAAUGGGAAAUGGAUCGAGUUUGACGACGAUCGCCCAAUUCCACAACGGGAGGAAGACAUUACAAAACUCUCUGGAGGAGGGGACUGGCACACAGCCUACAUUUGUUUGUACAAGUCGAGAGUCCCCAAGAAAGAGUGAUCGAUCAAUGGACACGGACUGUAUUUUCCUUCUUUCUUUUUCAUUUUAGCCUGACUUUUGUUUUU